Molecule: messenger RNA, 1068 nt
Organism: Fraxinus pennsylvanica
Lineage: Eukaryota; Viridiplantae; Streptophyta; Magnoliopsida; Lamiales; Oleaceae
Source: the annotation of a GenBank genome assembly
AUGGGCAGCUCAGCCUCUCGUCCCCUCAGUGAACAACAAAAUCCCUCAAUUUCUUCUUCUUCUUCAACCCCUGUUUCAAAAACUCUUUCUUUGCCUACGCCAUUAGUCCACCACCCACCAUUAUGCAAAGGGGAUUCCAAUCACUUUGUUUCCCUCACCUCCACUACGUAUGGUUCGAUUACGCUAAUCGAUUCCCCAAAUAUCAGUUUCACCGAACAAGAUUUUGGGAAAUCUGAGGACUCUUUAUCCCCAGACUCAGUUAUCAACACUUGGGAGCUAAUGGAAGGCCUUGAUGAUGAUGAAUUCAAUUUCCACAUCAUUGACUCCCCCCCAAAACUCAGCAAUACAGAGAUGGAUGCAAGUGAGAUAGUGAAAUCCUAUGAGUUUGUAGAGCACGCGGAGUCUAAGCCGUUGUGGAGGCACUUAUCCGAGGAAUCUUUGCUAGCCAAAAUGGAUUCCAAUGUGGUCUCCAGUUAUCGAAAGGCAUUGUUGGCUAGAAAACGUGGAUGUGACAUGUCGACAGGUAUUUCUAAACCCAAAAAGAUUGAAGCUUUGGAGUCCAACAAUGUCAGUACUUUGGCGUCCAGUUGUACUGACUCGUGUUGUUUAUCGGGUGCUGAUGAUAGAAUUGUAUUGUACUAUACUACUUUAAGGGGGAUUAGGAAGACUUAUGAGGAUUGUUGUGCGGUUCGGGUGAUUUUUAGGGGCUUUAGAGUGUGUCUAGACGAAAGGGAUCUUUCUAUGGACUUGUCUUACAGGAAUGAAUUGAAGGAUGCUUUAAAAGGGAAGGCAAUAAGCUUGCCACAAGUGUUCAUUAGGGGGAAGUACAUAGGUGGUGCAGAGGAAAUUAAGCAGCUUAAUGAUGCAGGAUUGUUGGCUAAGCUUGUGGAGGAUUUUCCACUUACGGAUUUGGGGUUUGUUUGCGAGAGUUGUGGGGAUGCAAGAUUUGUUCCAUGCCCAAAUUGCAACGGAAGUCGGAAGGUUUAUGAAGACGAACAAGGGAAAUUGAUGAGGUGUUUUAAUUGCAACGAGAAUGGUUUGAUUCGGUGCACUGGCUGUUGCCCUUGA